AUGAGUGAUGAGGAGAUUACUUACACAACUGUGAGAUUCCAUAAGUCUUCAGACUUGCAGAAUCGAGAAAGGGCUGAUGAGACACAAGGGCCCAGAGAAGCUGGCCACAGGGAGUGUUCAGUCCCGUGGCACCUCAUUGCAAUACCUCUAGGAGUCCUUUGUUCCAUUCUGCUGGUGACAGUUGCAGUAUUGGUGACACACAUUUUUCAGUAUAGUCAAGAAAAACAUGAAUUGCAGAAAACUCUAAAUAAACCCCAUCAAGAGAACAGCACCAUGCAAAAUGACAGAUACUUAACUGAAGAAAUGUUGAAAAAUAAGUCUAAAGAUUAUGAUGCCCUCAAACACGAUCUGGACAUACUCAACAGAACAUUGAACAGAUGCUACCAGGAAACUAAAUUUGUUUUAGAUUCCAAACAGCACAGAGGCACACAGGUUAAAGGACACUGGUUCUGCUGUGGCAUAAAAUGUUAUUAUUUCAUCAUGGACAAAAAACACUGGAAAGGAUGUGAACAGACCUGCCGGGACUGCAGCUUAUCCCUUUUGAAGAUAGAUGAUGAUGAUGAACUGAAGUUCCUUCAGCUCCAAAUUAAGCCGAACACUUACUGGAUUGGGUUUUCAUAUGACACAAAAACAAAGAAAUGGCAAUGGAGUGACGGUGGCCCAUCUAAACUUGACUUGAACACAGCAAAAUUCGAUCUUAAUACUGGAAGAUGUGCAUUUUUAUCUAGAGCAAGACUGGAUAAUGAUAUCUGUGAUCAAUUCUACCCCUGUAUCUGUGAGAAGAGACUGGAU
Messenger RNA from Peromyscus maniculatus bairdii (prairie deer mouse), 792 nucleotides. RefSeq names its product T-cell surface glycoprotein YE1/48-like. NCBI's taxonomy places the organism in Eukaryota, Metazoa, Chordata, Mammalia, Rodentia, Cricetidae. The record is from RefSeq and is a predicted model, not a curated record.